Messenger RNA from Anneissia japonica, 3028 nucleotides. Its product is annotated as MAM and LDL-receptor class A domain-containing protein 1-like. NCBI's taxonomy places the organism in Eukaryota, Metazoa, Echinodermata, Crinoidea, Comatulida, Comatulidae. Gene Ontology annotation, cellular component: membrane. The transcript is spliced from 12 exons. Bases 1 to 1860 code for a protein of 619 amino acids. The record is from RefSeq and is a predicted model, not a curated record.
AUGUGCCAGGGUUUCUACAUCUACAUAGAGACAUCAUCGCCUCGUGUCGCUGGUGACAAAGCUCGCAUAUCCACACCAACAAUGUCUAUUACCUCGCAGAUGUGUCUGAUGUUUUGGUACCACAUGUAUGGCUCCGAUGUCGACACUUUAAAUGUAUACUUUCAAAAGUUUGGUCAGCUGGGCUCACCUGUGUGGACCAAAUCGCAGACACAGGGAAACAGUUGGUAUAGAGCACUUGUUGAUGUGCCUGAUGGUGGAUUUGAGGAGGUGGUGUUUGAAGGCAUUCAAGGGAAAAGCUAUUAUGGUGACAUUGCGCUAGACGACAUUGUUCUUGGCUACGGUGAUUGCACCAAAUAUACGCUGACCCCAGUUUAUGGGAGUUCAGACUGUACCUUCGAAGAUUCAGCAAUGUGUGGAUGGUCCAAUAGUAAUGGUGACAAGUUUGAUUGGAUUCGUCAGAGUAGUUCCACAGCCAGUACUGGCACAGGCCCUUCAAACGAUCACACAUAUGGCACCAACAAAGGUUUUUAUGUCUACAUAGAGACGUCUUCCCCACGUACUAAAGGUGACAAUGCUUUACUCCAAUCGCUUUACAACAGCCAAACCACCAGCGAAUGUCUAGAGUUCUACUAUCACAUGUAUGGUUUAAGUAUUGGCACUCUGAACGUGUUCUUCAAGACAGCUAAUGGUGGCAUGGGUACUCCGAUCUGGAGCCUCAGUACGGACCAGGGUGACAAGUGGCGUGCGGCUCGAGUAAAUGUCUUCACCACGGAAGACUUUCAGAUUGUAUUUGAAGGCAUUGUGGGAACCAGUUAUACUGGCGAUAUUGCUGUUGAUGAUGUAAAAUUACUGGGCUACAGCUGUCCCGAUCCUGGCCAUUGUGACUUUGAAUCUGGUUUCUGUGCCUGGUCAAAUGAAGCAACUGAUGAUUUUGAUUGGAUGAGAGGAACUGGUGGUACGCCCUCUAUCGGUACUGGACCAGACAUUGACCACACAACUGGAACAAAUAAAGGAAACUACAUGUUCAUUGACGUCAGUAGCACAGUGGAAAACACAACAGCACGUCUGACAAGUGAACUGAUUCCAGCAACAGCUUCAAAUGGAAGGUGCUUCCACUUUUGGUAUCACAUGUAUGGCACAGACAUUGGCAGCUUACAGGUGAUACUGUCCGAUGGGAAAACCGAAACCCUGCUAUGGGAGUUGUCAGGUAACCAGGGCAACCAGUGGUGGGAUGCUUCUCUUGGCGUCCAUUUUUCAAAACAAUUUAGGUGUGACACCAACAAAUUUGUAAAGCUCACCGAUAAUUCCACUUGGCAGAGAGAAGAUGGUCGCAAAUGGCACUAUCAGAUUCAGAAUUUGAAGUACAAUUCACUUGUGAUGUUCGUAUCUUUACUGGUUCUCGUAGCAGCAUUUGUACUUCUUUCAUUUGGAAAAACUGAACUUCUUGCCGGAUUCGCUGAUGAGACUAUUAUGAGCAUGCGUUACUUUGGUCACGUUGAAAAUCCGGAUUUGAAGCGAUUGACGGACACCUGGAAUUCUUGGCAAAGUAAUUUAUUAUGUUGUGGUUACCACAAUGACAACAAUACAGAAGACUGGCUGCAAGCUAUUGGUUCAAUACCAAUCACCUGUUGUCGAGAUAUGUACAUUGGAUGUGUGGAGAGGGCAUUACCUGGCACUGACGACAUCCACACACAGGGAUGUGAGGAAGUUUUCAUCAGAGGUAUCAAGGAUUUUAUCAAUGGGUUGUUCGUUGUAGUUCUUGUGUACAGUGGUGUUAUGAUUCUGAUUAUACUAGCAACACUGUGUACAUUAUGCGAGUGUGGCAGAGAGGAUAAUGAAAAACUAUCGACGCCCGUUUAAUGACCUGUGUAUUUGCAAACACUUUGAAUAUUACUAUGUAUAUAUAAAAUUGUUAACCCAUAAAUUUACAGCGAAAAAUUAUAGAAACACUUUUAGGCACACGAAGUGUUUUAUUAUUUUUAAUAUAAUUAUCAAAUUAACUAGGGUACACAUUUUCCAUCCACUAAUUUCCAUGGUGUUAUUAACUUAUAUGUUACUGGAAAAUGAGCAAGUUAAAUCCAAAAUAAUUUUUCUUUUAUUUCAGUUCAAAAUGGUUUCCGGCCCAUUUCACAAAAUAAAAUCAAAAUCAUCGGACACACAGACGUUCCUUUUUUCAAAUGAUUUUUAAUUUCUAAAUACAUUGCUAAAUACUUAAUUUUAUCAACAUUUCUAUUAACAAAUAUAUUUUUUAAGGAAUAUACAUUCAAUUUAGGUUUAUAUUUCUUUCUAAUGUGUUUAUAAAAUGGAGAGACAAAUAGAAAAUUAAUUUCAUCUUUUAAGUUAAAGAGUCGCAAAAAAAAUAGAUUCUAUUUUCCCUAUCAACGUCCAUAUGUCGUCCCAUGUCAAUAGAAAAAUUAUGGCAAGAUAACCUAAAACGUGAAAUUAUUGUUCUGUAUCUCGAAAAUAAAUUAUAAACAUUUUUUUCACGUAUAUUUUUGGGCUUAAUAACAUUGUUAUAAGAUUUCAUUUUUGAAUUUCGACAUCUAAAAUUCUUUGUGAAAAAUAGUUAAAAGCUAUUUUUAAAAAUUACGCAAUUCAUUUAUUUAUCACACCUUCAUUUGGACAUGGUUGUUGGACAUUCAAACAAAUUCUAUAUGUCUGCAGUCUUUAUAUCCCCAAAGUUCAGGCCAGUACAAUAAUAUUAGAAUUACUUGUCUUUCAAAUAGUUGUAAUUUUAUUUCUGCAGAUGUAAACCUUAAGUUUGACAUUUUAUUUCUUACGUUAAACAAUUAUACUCGUUUCUACUUUCCUGCCUGCCGUUUCGACAUGAUGCUCCAUUUUCCAUUAAAAAUUAAAAUUAAAACAUAGAUAUUUAUAUUCUUUAACGAAUUCAAGCUUAACCUUAUCAUUAUACCAUUUAUCAUCAUACCAUUUAUCAUCUCUUCAUAACACUGCUCCAUUUCGAAACACCAUAGCUUUAGUUUUUAAUUUAUUUAUUUCUAUUUUGUUAAUAUCGCAGUAUUGUUUA